ACUCAAAAACUUGUUAUUGUAGAAAACACACUUUUCUUUUCUUGCUAUCCUAACAAAAUCUAUGGCAUCGCCAACACUCAUAACCCCUACCUCCAAACCCGCUCCCCUCUCCGCCGCCCGAUCCAAGACCUUCAUCGCCGCCGCCAGCACCUCUCUACCACAGCCACAACCACAGCAGCAGCCGCAGCCUCUCCGCCGCAACUUUCUGUCGUUGGCCAGUAGUAUCCUAAUUCCAGCAUGGAUAGCCCCAGCGGUUCCAGCAGCAUUUGCUGCAGAAGAUGAGGAGUAUGUGAAGGAGACGUCAGAAGUAAUAAAUAAGGUGCGGAACACGAUUAAGAUGGAGAAGAGCGAUCCGAAUGUAGCGAGCGCGGUUGCGGAGCUACGAGAGACUUCGAAUUAUUGGGUGGCUAAGUAUAGAAAAGAGAAAGCUCUGCUGGGGCGAGCUUCGUUUCGCGACAUGUAUUCCGCGCUCAAUGCUGUUUCGGGGCAUUAUAUAAGCUUCGGACCUACUGCUUCCAUUCCUGCUAAGAGGAAGGCCAGGAUUCUUGAAGAGAUGGACAGUGCUGAGAAGGCUUUGUUGAGAGGCAGAUAGAUAAUUUAUCAUUUGUGUUACUUUUUUUUAAUUGACAAUAUGUGAACUUUAUUUCUUGAGGCUUAAGUAUGAGGCAAUCAAUUUCUCAUA
Molecule: messenger RNA, 682 nt
Organism: Mercurialis annua (annual mercury)
Lineage: Eukaryota; Viridiplantae; Streptophyta; Magnoliopsida; Malpighiales; Euphorbiaceae
Product: photosystem II repair protein PSB27-H1, chloroplastic
Exons: 1
Coding region: 62-592 (176 amino acids)
Biological process (GO): photosystem II assembly; photosystem II repair
Cellular component (GO): photosystem II; chloroplast thylakoid lumen
Source: RefSeq, a predicted model, not a curated record